Molecule: messenger RNA, 2529 nt
Organism: Nerophis lumbriciformis (worm pipefish)
Lineage: Eukaryota; Metazoa; Chordata; Actinopteri; Syngnathiformes; Syngnathidae
Source: RefSeq, a predicted model, not a curated record
AUGAGUUCGCAUAUCAUCACCCCUGGGCCAUACCGAGCAACAAAGCUGUGGAAUGAAAUAACUCGUCUGUUCCGGGCUGGUAUGCCCCUGAAGAAGCACCGGCAGAAUUUGAGAAAUUACAAUAACUGCUUCACGGCGCUGGCUGCUGUGGACUGGCUGCACCAAAUGCUUUGUAACAACAGCAACUUUGGCCCUGAUGUCACCCGGCAGCAGACGGUUCAGCUCCUUAAGAAGUUUCUAAAGAACCAUGUGAUAGAAGACGUGAAGGGCCGCUGGGGCACAGAGGAUCUGGAAGAAAACAACACACUUUACAGGUUUCCAUCUAGCUCUCCACUAAAGCCCAUUCCUUGUCCAGCUGUGUCAUCAGCUUCCAAAGGCAUCAAGAAAAAACCUUCCCUUCGAGACAAAGAAGGUUUCUUCAGGUUUAAGAGCAUGAAGAAAAAUGAACAGGAAGUAAGCAAAACCGAAAAUUGCCAAACGGAGGAAGAAAAAUAUCCAGGAGAGCAACAUGUACAAAGAAGAGAGCUGACAGGAGAUGAUGAACAGAAUAUCUGGAGAGAUACCACUCUGACCCACCUGCAGAAAAUUCUGGGUAUUGAAUCUCUUCAUCAAUUGUUGGACCACCGUUCUAUAAAUCCUUACAACAUCAUCCAUAAUAUGACAAAAGUCAACAAGCAUGGUGUAGUCACCCUGGAUGACAAGACCGAUGACCUUCCUCAUUGGGUUUUGUCAGCUAUGAAGAGCCUGGCCAACUGGCCCAAGUAUGACAGUGCGCAGCCGUCCUAUCCAGGUUUUGAAAGGGAUGUUUUCAAAACUGUGUCGGAUUACUUCUACAGCCUUCCACAGCCAUUGCUCACCUAUGAGUUGUAUGAACUAUUUAUCAACGUCCUGGUGUACUGUGGGUAUGUUGCAGCGCCCGCUCUGCAGCAAGGCAAACGCAAGAAGCACGAUCUUCCCUCAGCUCCUCCUCCAGCCAAGGCAUCGUUUCGCUCAACGGAGUGUCUCCUGCUGUCACUUCUUAGACAGAAAACAUGCGAUGAGACAGACUCUCCCAUGAGUGAAGUGCUUGGAGGAAAAGUUCAAUCACAGCUGUUGAAGGGAACCCCUGUGGGUGCAAAUGGUGCACAGUUAGGAGGCAGUUACAUGAGCAUCACCACUGCUGGUUCCUUGAAGAAACAAAGCAGAAGCUUCUCAUUGGAGACAGUCCUAGAUGACUCCACCCCUUUGACUAGGAAACAGAUCUUUUUAUCCAAUGACAGCCUGGCAUCCUGCUCUUCUAGUAUCAGGAGCAAAGAGAGCAACUGGAAGACAACUCACAGUUGUUUAGAUUUCACUUCUGCAUCAACAAAAUCAUCGUUUGCAUCUGUAAACACUCCACACAGUUUCACAAAGCAUUCUGUGCCUGCACGGAGGCUGCACACUUUGCGACCAAGGAGUGUGGGCAGCUGUUUGGACAUAGUUGUAGAGACUAAUGAAGAAUCUUUUCAGGAAACCAAGUGGCAAGGCAGGACUACCAGCUGCCUGAAUGUAAACAUUUCAGAGGACCAACAUCACUCCCAUGUUCCGACACGCCCUCUUUUGUUAUCGUCCAAAACUCACUCUAGUUUCUCAUCAUUUCCAACCAAUUCAUCUUCACCCGACACUUCUUCAGAACCUAGUGGCCCCCAACUGGCUUCCAGUACAUCCAAUCUUUGGACCAUGCCAGCGCCUGCCGUUGUCCGCCGUUGCUUCAGCUCACUGGAAAUGUCUAAGAUGCCUCGACCUACUUCACUGUUCAAACCGUCUGUCUGUGUGCCUACUGCCAGAAUGCAGCAUCCCGAACAAAAAUUUGAGCACAGGCUUCCCCAGCAUCAGACUGAGCGAGUGGCCAUUGAGGCCCUGCAGUUAUGCACCCUUCUCCUACCCCCUUCCUCACGAAGGAAGCUGCAGCUACUAAUGAGGAUGAUGUCUCGCAUCAGCCAGAAUGUGGAUAUGCCUCGCCUUCACCCUGCCAUCGGCACCCGGACACUGAUGGUGCACACUUUUUCAGGCUGCGUUCUAGGCAGUGCCGAGGAGGGUGAUUUGGAUGAGCUCUUGGCGACCAGAUUGGUUUCCUUUUUACUGGAUCAUCAGCAAAGUAUCCUCUCAGUCCCUGAGUAUCUGGUCAGUGCCAUCAAUGACCAUGUGGAGUACUUGCGCACAGCACAGGUGCCAAUAGACGACAUCGCUAAAGUUAAUGCUAGCGACCCAGUGUGCGCGCCGCUGCCAAUGUAUACCUUCUGCCGUCAGAUCAGUGGUGCUGAAUUUGAGCAGCAGAAGUUGUCAUGUUCCCAAAAAGCCAUGGAAGACUUACUUGAAAUGUUAAUGACCGACCAAAACAUAACAGAGAAGGACAGACGCAAAAAGUUGAAGCAGUUUCAGAAGCAGUACCCUGACAUCUACAGUCAACGGUUCCCCUCCACAGAAAAAGCCAGGAAGGCUGACAACAAACCAAAGAUUAAAGCUCCGCUGCUCAUCAGGAAGACAAAAACUUUCAGCAUUAGAAGCUAA